UUCUCAUCUCGUUCACGUCUAUGUGUCCCAUGCCGACAGCGUAAGAAAAUCCGUACGAAUUUAUCCAUUCCGUAAGUAUUUAUCCAUUUCUUAAACCUUACUAAUGCUUUAUUUCGACAUUUUGAUUUAGUGAAAGUGAUUGUUUCAAAUCUGCGGAUGGUUGAUGCGUCUUUUCUCUCAGUGAGUGUUACAUAAACGAUUUGACUUUUGGGGAACGCUAGGAUGUGUAUGUGCCGUAAGAAUAACGCAAAAAUAGAUUUUUGUUUCACAAACCUUCGUUAGUUUAUAAAUAAAGUCGUGAUGCAUAAAGUGUACAAUUCCGAACGUAAUCACUAGCCGCCCCAUUGGUCGAAUAUUUGAGAUGGGCAACGCUCUGAGUUCGGCGUAUUCUGGCGAUCAGGAAAUUGACCCGACUUUGGAGAAUACGAAAAUCGGUGCCAAAUACGAAGUUCAAACGGACGGAAUCAGUUCGGAAGCAGUUCUAGACGAAACAGCGACGUGUACGGAUCAUAUUGAGCAAUUGCGCGAGUUCGAGGCUGAUCUGAAGACGAAACGAGAACAGAGACGGGGAAUUUUGCGGGACAAGAAGAUGGAGUUUGAUCGGCUACGUAGCGAAGUUGAAAGGCUGAAUCAGGAAAACAUAUUACUGAAAUCCUUCCGUACAGAAGAAGAAGAAGAUACAACGAAAUCUUGGAGCAAAAUCGUUGAGCUCACUGAAGAAGUGGUUAAACUGAAGCAGGAGAAUGAGAGUUACAAGAAAUUGCAACCAGCGUCCCAAUCGCAGGAAGAAAAUACGGCAGCAAUCGAAGAAAACGAGGCUUGUCUUCAAAAGGAGGAGAUCGAGAAACUUCGCAAGGAAAUCGUCAAGCUGAAACGUGAGCUAGAAGUGCAGAAGAGGUUUGAUUGUCCGGAUGACAUCCUGAACGAAAAUGAACGGUUACGAAGAGAAAACGAUGGACUGAAAAUGAUCCUCGACGAGAAAUCAAGGCUGCUAGAAGACAGCGAAAAACUGAUCGAGAAGAACAGAGAGCUAAGAAUCAGCAUUUCGAAAAUGCAAAAGGAAUUGCAGGAGUUGAACACCGAAUUGAUCGAAUUCGAAAAGGAGAGACAGGAGUAUAACACGCACGUAUUGGCACUCAAAGAUGUGAUAUCCGUAUCUAAAAAUAUGCUGCAGAUUAGAGAAGCUCAACUUAAAGAACUGAAGCAAAAGGUGGAAAGUAUCGAGGCUUCCUUACAAGAAAAAGAAAUGAACAUUCUAUCCCAAGACUUGCGCAUGGAAUAUGAACGGCAGCUCGAGAACAUGAGAAGUUUGAGGACAUUGUAUCAGGAAAGAUCCAGAAUUGAAAAACUGGAAAGGGAACAAAUGCAGUCGCAAUUGGAGGAGAUUAAAAAGCAAAUGGAGCAGGAGCAAAACAAAAAUAAGGAGCUACAAGAAAGAAUGGAAAAGGUGGAAGCCGACAACUCUGAAAAAUACGACGAAAUCAAACAUCUAGAAUCCAGUUUGGGUCUAGCAAAAGCAGAGGGUCGUCAAUAUCAAGCGGAACUGACAGUCAUCAACCAACUGUUUUCAGAAAUCCUGCUUGGCUUCAACAAUUCUCAAGACAUUGAUCUUGAUAAGCUUCAGAGGCAAUUGGAAGACCAUCAUGAUCUUCUACAAGAUAUCGUCGUCAACGAAGUUUCGUCGGAGGUUUCAUACGCUUUGCCAAAACUUCUACUGGACCUGCUGAACAAUGCAGAUACUAGCAAAGGCUGUGAUACGGAGCUAGAAAAUAUAGAAACAGAGGAUCUCAAAGGAGAAUCAUCAGAUUGCCAACAACCGGCGAUCAACAGCAAGAUGAAUAGCCCGGAGGAGAUCGUCCAGAACCUCCCGAAAGUCUGGCGAGUGCUGAUCGAGCUGUUGAGCCACCAGAUGGCUCCGACUAACAGCCUGUCAGGAGAAGACGACUCGGAAAAUCCGUGCUACAAAACAGUCCAAACCGCCAAAGGUCCCAGUCUGGUCGCCAGCGUCAGUCAGACCUUUAUCAGGCUGAAGGACCUCAUCUUGGAGAAGAAGGCGUUGGAGAAAGAGACGAACCAUUUGAAACAGUUGAAUGGACAUUUAGAGAAUAGGCUGCAGGACCAAGCGAAACGACUGGAACAUGUGCAGAGCGAACUUUCGAAAACGUGGCAUGUGGUGGGAAAACUACAAAAACAACAUCACUUGCUACACACUCAAGAAAAGAUCCUGCGAUACGAACUGGCGCAAAAACGCAAACUGCUGACCGAUUUGAAAGAAGAACUCGAAUAUAGCAGAGAAAAAUCCGCUCAGGCUAGAGAGAAAAACACCAAUACCGAGCAGCAAUGGCGACUUCUUAGGAACGAGUUUGCAUCUAGAAAGAAAAAUGCGAUUAUAUUGAAAGACGAUAUAAACAAUAGCGUGGAGAGCGGAUACAGCGAUGACAGAGAAUGUUCCAGUGAAGACGAACCUGGAUAUGAAACAGACGUUUCUGAGUGCGCACAGAAAAACCAAGAGGACGUUGGAAAAGUGUGCGAUGUUCUGGAAAUAAUUCAGAAUGAAAUUGCGGGUAUUGCACAUGUCGGUGAAGAUAGUGGGUCAAAAGAUAUCACAGACGAAAACGUUGGUGACGUUAGUGAGACAGUUGAAGAUGGAGAAACUACUGAAAAUGGUAGUGAUUCCAAAGGAGCUACAAGCACUACUGAUAACUGUGAUUUAAAUGUUCAAAAUCGUUCAGAAAGCCAAACCAGUGAAAGAGAAACAAACGCUCAUGAAGACAAGACUGUAUUAAUACAAAUUCCUACCAGAACCACGACUAACAGAACUAACGAUGAAGUUACAAAUAUAAGACUAAAUACUAACGAAUCUGUAGAUGUUACUGAGAACAUUUCAUCUGGACACACCUCCGGCGAUGAAGCAAAAAAUGACGCGAGUGAGGUGGCUUCCACUAGUUCCUCUAGCGAGACAUUUGAAGAAAGACUUGCUCGGCGAGAAGAAAGGCUGAAAAGAUUGGAAGGUCAAGCGAGUAAUCUGGUAAACCAAGCUGCUUCUACUGCAACCAAAAGUGUGGAUAUUUCCAACAAACUCGAUAGUUUGCACAAAACUUACGGUUCAAAGUCUAAGGAAGCUUCUGAUGACGACGAUGAGGUAGAUGGGGAUGAUCAAAAAUAGGUGUACGUUAAUGUAAUCAAACAGAUUGAUAUCUGAGCGUGAAAGCGUUCAAAGUGGAAAAGUUAUUUCUAAAAAAGGAGCUUUGAAUUAUUACUGAAAGAGAAUCUUUCGUUCACUUUACACAGGGUGUCCCAAUAUUUCGUGGACCAGCACCAAGCGGACAAGCAUAGAAGUGAUUUAUGUCCAAAUAUAAAUACGUGAUACUUCUACGGAAUAUUGGGAGACCCUAUCUUGAGAAACUUCGAUUAUAAAAAAGGCAAUUAAUUUUUCCUUAGCCACACACCAUAUUGUAGUACUUCCCUGAUGUGACCAGAAAAUUAUCUCAGACUUACAUAUCACUUAAAACUAUUGAUAGCUAUUAUAUUAUUGUAAAUGGUAGUAUUAUAUACAUAUAUAGUUUUGCUAUUCAAUGUUCAAUGAUUUUUCAGUAUAAUUUGUCGUAAUUUUGAUGAUCUUUGUAUAUAAACGUUAGUACAUAGUUAUUUUUGUAAUUUGAGGUAGACUGUUGAACUUUGUAUAUUCAAUCUGUUUUAUAAAUUUUGUAUCGUCAUAUCCGACAGUUGUUUCAUUUCCCUGUAUCAAACUUAGGAUUUGGGUUUGGAAAAGAGAAAAUACGUAUGAUCUUUCAGAAACAAUUUAUUCCAAAUAUACUGGUGCUAAUAUUUUCUAACAACUAAUCAACAAAAACAUGUAGUUUCGUAUGUACAAACAAAAGAAAUAAAUACUGCUUAAUUAUAGCCGAAAAGAUUAUACAAAUGUGUAAGUGCAUAACCAAGCAUAGUUACUUUCAUUGGUAAAAACAAUAUAAUCUAAAAACAACCCUACCUGGCACAAUUAUUUUACAAACAAAUCCAAC
This is a messenger RNA of Acanthoscelides obtectus, 4022 nucleotides long. The record is from the annotation of a GenBank genome assembly. Lineage: Eukaryota; Metazoa; Arthropoda; Insecta; Coleoptera; Chrysomelidae.